This is a messenger RNA of Hymenoscyphus albidus, 2378 nucleotides long. Lineage: Eukaryota; Fungi; Ascomycota; Leotiomycetes; Helotiales; Helotiaceae. The record is from the annotation of a GenBank genome assembly.
CCCCGCCAUUCCACCCCACGAUUUACUUCCCGGACUUUUCCCCGUCCUGUACAACUACCUACUAACUAUCCCAUCACGAACUCAAACAAGUACAUCAUGUCGUCAACAGUUAAUGCAGGAGUCUACAUCUGGAAGCGUCUCGCUUCACUGGGUAUUGAACAUGUCUUUGGUGUUCCGGGAGACUUUAAUCGUGAGUGCCUUUACUUCACCCGCAUUCCGGUGUUAUUUCUGUUGGUGAGAUCUCACUAACACCAAGUUUCAUCGAAGUUUUCCUUUUGGAUCAGAUCUAUAAGGUUCCCGAACUCACUUGGCUUGGUACUUGCAAUGAAUUGAAUGGAGCUUAUGCUGCUGAUGGAUAUGCGAGAAUUAGAGGGAAGCCAGCUGCGCUAUUGACUACGUAUGGAGUGGGUGAGUUGUCGGCUAUGAAUGGUGUUGCUGGAGCUCGUGCCGAACAUGCUGGGAUGAUACAUUUGGUUGGGAUGACUGCGAGACCAGGUGGGUUUCUUUGACGCACGCUUUUGGGGAUCUGUUAACGAAAUGUUAUAGUCCAAAAAGCAAAGGCGCUUAUUCAUCAUACUAUGUAUCCCGGAAUGGAUCAUGGGAUCUAUGUUGGAAUGUCUGAGCCAAUCCGGAAAACUCACACCUACUUGAUGGAUGAUGCUACCAUGGCGUCUGAAAUUGAUCGUGUAAUUAUUGAGGGAGUCAAAAGCAAGUUGCCGGUUUUUAUAUAUAUACCAACCGAUGUUGUGUUUGUACAGGUUGAUGCCUCAAGACUCGAGGCGCCACUGGAUACUACAAUCAGAAACGAGAGUGAAGAUACAGAAAAUGACAUUGUGAAAUCCAUUCUGGAUCUUAUCAAGAGUGCUGAAAGCCCGGUUGUUGUGGCUGACGUUUUGGCUAUCAGGCAUGGUGGCCGAGAUUUGACAAGAGAAUUGGUCGAUCUGACGCAGUUUCGAAGUUUCUCCACUCCAUUAUCCAAAGGGGUCAUUGAUGAGGAUCAUCCAACGUAUGGAGGCUUGUAUAAUGGCAUUGGUAAGGCUCAUCAACAACUGACUUAUUCGAUCUAUAAUUUCAUUGCUGACUUCUACAAGCUUCAUUCGAUGGCAUUGCGGAUGCUAUACACGGCUCUGAUCUCGUUUUGAAUGUCGGUCCUCUCCUCUCAGACUCCAAUACUGGUGGAUUUACUCGUGAUAUUAAAAACACCAAUCUUGUGUCCUUGGGACACGAUUUUGUGCAAGUUCGUGAACAAAGAUUUGAAGGUUACCACUUUUUCCCUAUCCUAACCCAAAUUUUUGAAGAGCUGAAGAAGGAACCUUCCAAGUUCAAUCUUCCAAGACCUUCGAAAUCCCAAAAGCUUGAGGUAAAUUAUCCCUGGUUGGUUUCUAAAUAGAUUGGCUCACAGGCUAAACAGCCACCUCGACUGAAUGACUCGGCAUCUGGUCCCAUUGAGCAAUCAUACACCUGGCAACGCAUUGGACGCUUCUUGAAACAAAAUGAUAUCGUUUUGGCAGAAUCAGGGACCGCCCAAUUUGGAAUGCCCGAUGCCACGUUUCCGAAGAACACGCAAUAUAUCACCCAGAUAUUCUGGAGUUCCAUCGGAUACACCAUCGGCGCUUGUCUCGGUGCUCUCGUCGCAGCUAAAGAGAUGAGAAACCCAGGCCGAGUAGUUCUGAUUGUAGGUGAAGGCUCUCUCCAAAUGACAGUGCAAGAGAUUGGAUCUUACAUCAGAUUCGGAUUUACGCCCAUUAUAUUUGUCAUCAACAAUAAUGGAUACUCCAUUGAGAGAGCCAUUAAUGGUCCAAAACAAGACUACAAUAACGUCAGCAUGCUGUGGGACCAUCAGAAGAUGCUCGAAUUUUUCGGGGCGAGAACAGAGACUGGAAUCAAGAGCUCGAGCUACAAAUGUUCCACGGUGGAGGAGUUGGAGGUGGUCCUCAACAAUGAGGACUUUGCGUCCGGAAAUUCGAUUCAGGUACGUCCGUGAACAACAGGAUUUGAAGUUAGAGCCGAAGAUGUAUCGACUAACAUUUUGUCAGCUGUGUGAAAUUGUUAUGGAUCAGUUCGAUUAUCCUUGGAGAUUAAGCAAACAACUGGAGAUUCACAAGGCCAAGUUGGCUGCUGCUGCUGCAAAUGCACCUGCAGUGGGCGUAUAAACCCCAGACUUGGAAGGUGUAUAUGUAUUAAAAAUAAGCAAUUUGCAGACGUCCUUCAGGAUACUUAGUGGAAUGGAAUCAAAAAACCGCAUUACAAAACACUACUCUUUCUCCUGCAGGUGAAAACUGAUGAGUUGUUGAAACCGUCACUGAAUUGAAAUGAACCUCUUAUGCACUAUCCUCGCGACUGGGGGAAGCAGAGAUGGGAUUCUUCUUUGGCUGGCA